GCGGGCUAGUGCUAUUAUUUAGUAGGAGCAAAGCGUCUUUGUUUUGUUGAGUACUUGUAAUUGAGCAUCUAUUCAAGGCAUUUAAAGUUCAUGCACUGCAAAGGAAGACCAAAAGAGAUAUGAGGUCUCAAUAUGUAGGUGACUCACGGAGAUACACCUAUCUUGGACUCCUGAGUGCUGGGAUUAAAGCAAGAAGGCUCACUUUGUGCUCAGCAUUGCCUGAAUAAUCUAUUGCAAGGGGAAUAUUUUAGCCCUGUGGAGCUAUCCUCUAUUGCACACCAGCUUGAUGAAGAAGAAAGGAUGAGAAUGGCAGAAGGAGGAGUUACCAGUGAAGACUACCGCACAUUUUUACAGCAGCCUUCUGGAAAUAUGGACGACAGCGGCUUUUUCUCUAUUCAGGUUAUAAGCAAUGCCUUGAAAGUUUGGGGUUUAGAACUAAUCCUAUUCAACAGUCCAGAGUACCAGAGGCUCAGAAUUGAUCCUAUAAAUGAAAGAUCCUUUAUAUGCAAUUAUAAAGAACACUGGUUUACAGUUAGAAAAUUAGGAAAACAGUGGUUUAACUUGAAUUCUCUCCUGACGGGUCCAGAAUUAAUAUCAGAUACGUACCUCGCACUAUUCUUGGCUCAAUUACAGCAAGAAGGUUAUUCUAUAUUUGUUGUUAAGGGGGAUCUGCCAGACUGCGAAGCUGACCAACUUUUGCAGAUGAUCAAGGUCCAACAGAUGCAUCGACCAAAACUUAUUGGAGAAGAAUUGGUGCAACUGAAAGAACAGAGUGUUCUUAAAGCAGAUCUGGAACGAGUCCUAGAGGCGGCUGACGGGGCUGGGGUGUUGGAUGAAGAUGAGGAUGAUUUGCAGAGGGCUCUCGCGAUAAGUCGCCAGGAAAUUGACAUGGAGGAUGAAGAAGCUGAUCUCCGCAGGGCCAUUCAGCUCAGUAUGCAAGGUAGUUCCAGAAAUAUGUCUCAAGAUAGUCCACAGACGUCAAGUACCAAUCUUACUUCAGAAGAGCUGCGGAAGAGGAGAGAAGCCUACUUUGAAAAGCAACAACAGCAUCAACAUCAGCAGGAGAUAGACCAACCUAGGCAGCUUUCUUACCCUUGUGAAAGACCGACCACAAGUACAGGAGGACUUGGGAACAACCAAGCAGGUGAUGAUGCGAGAGAAGAAGACAUGCUUCGGGCAGCUGUGACCAUGUCUUUAGAAACUGCUAAAGAUAAUUUGAAAGCGGAAAGAAAAAAAUAAUACCUUUAAAAUCAUUUUGCUACUCUUGCUUUCUAACAUUGUCUGUGUGAUUACAGUGUAAAGUCCAUUUUGGCAGCGGGUCCCUGGAAGAGAUGCGACCCUUCGGUGCUUUACAAGCAAAGGAUAGAAAGCCAGAAACGUGUCAUAGGACUGAGUACUGAUCAGACUAGCCAAAGAGCAGUCAGCAGCUAAAGAAAUUUAAGGUAGUUUUCUAAGUGUCCCUUUUUGUUUUUCAAGUGUGCAAUAUCUAACUGAAAUUAGGGAGUUUUUCUUGGCUCUUUGUGGACCAACUAAUUAGCUCUUGCAUUGGACUUGAUCUUGAAUUUUGUUUUUAUUUUCUCUCUGCAUUGGAAGUGGCUUGGCUCACUUGAACUUCUGUUUCAUAUUAGGCCAACUUUCUAUGGAAAUGUCUCUUGUCUGUCUUGUUACAGAAAGCUAACGCUGUCAUCGUGUGUGUGUGUGUGUGUGUGUGUGUGUGUGUGUGUGUGUGUGUGUGUGUGUGUAGGGCACGCGGAUGCUUCCUUGGGGUAUUCUGGUUUUGGUUGUUUCCCCACAACUCAACAUGGCAAUCUGUCCUGAGCUUUGUCUUUUGUUUUUUUUUCGAGACAGGGUUUCUCUGUGGUU
Microtus ochrogaster (prairie vole) is the source of this 1863-nucleotide messenger RNA. It is a transcript of the gene Atxn3, whose product is annotated as ataxin 3. Gene Ontology annotation, molecular function: cysteine-type deubiquitinase activity. Gene Ontology annotation, cellular component: nucleus. The record is from RefSeq and is a predicted model, not a curated record. NCBI's taxonomy places the organism in Eukaryota, Metazoa, Chordata, Mammalia, Rodentia, Cricetidae. The transcript has 12 exons. The coding region runs from base 301 to 1239 and encodes 312 amino acids. Gene Ontology annotation, biological process: protein deubiquitination.